This is a messenger RNA of Tyto alba (common barn owl), 3187 nucleotides long. RefSeq names its product DEAH-box helicase 33 (gene DHX33). Gene Ontology annotation, molecular function: ATP binding; RNA binding. The record is from RefSeq and is a predicted model, not a curated record. The coding region runs from base 451 to 2439 and encodes 662 amino acids. Gene Ontology annotation, biological process: positive regulation of transcription by RNA polymerase I. Gene Ontology annotation, cellular component: intracellular anatomical structure; nucleolus. Lineage: Eukaryota; Metazoa; Chordata; Aves; Strigiformes; Tytonidae. The transcript is spliced from 12 exons.
UGUUGCUUCCUUGUACCCCAGGGCAAAAUUGGCUCUUGCUGGCAGGUUACUGCCUAUGACUGGGUCUUUCGUUGCCAUUGAAACGAUCCUUGGGCUGCCUGUCCCGCGAAGAAGUGUGCUUUAAGUACCGGAGUCGCCUUCGUCAGCCGUGUGUGAUGUCAGAGGUGACUUGUGCCAACAAAUCCGAGAUGGGAAUGACGUAGCUCUCGAAGGCGCCUCCCUGCCCUACCGUUAGCUCGCUGCCUUCCCGGGCAGACUUUCCCCUGCCCGGGGAGCGGGCUGUGCUGCUCCGCCAUGUUCCGCCGGGCGCCCCGCCGCCUACAACUCCCGUGAUGUCCCGCUCCGGGCGCCGCGAGGACGCCGCCGCAGCGGCGCGCGGGGCGGCGGAGCGGCCGUUGCCGGGGUGACGGGGGCGGGGGGGGUCGCCGCCAUGUUGCCCGUCCCGCCGCCAUGCUGCCCGGUUCCCCGGCGCCCCGCCAUGCCGCCCGGUUCCCCCGCGCCCCGCCGCCGCCCCUCGACUCGCAGCGCCGCGACUUGCCCAUCUUCCAGGCGCGGGCGCCGCUGCUCAGCCAGCUCCGCGCCGCGGACGGCGCCGUCCUCAUCGGAGAAACGGGCUCAGGGAAGACCACUCAGGUCCCUCAGUACCUCUACGAAGCAGGAAUUGGCCGCCAAGGCAUCAUUGCUGUGACCCAGCCCCGCAGAGUCGCAGCUAUAGCCUUGGCUACCAGAGUCUCGGAUGAGAAGAAGACAGAGCUGGGGAAACUGGUUGGCUAUACUGUACGCUUCGACGAUCUUACAUCUGAUGAAACUAGAAUCAAGUUUUUAACAGAUGGAAUGCUGCUUCGCGAAGCUAUUGGGGACCCUAUGCUGCGAAAGUACAGCAUUGUCAUCCUGGACGAAGCCCACGAGAGGACUAUCCAUACCGAUGUACUCUUUGGAGUGGUAAAAGCUGCACAAAAGAAACGAAAGGAACUGGGCAAACUGCCACUAAAAGUGAUCAUCAUGUCAGCUACGAUGGAUGUUGACCAGUUCUCCCAGUACUUUAAUGGAGCUCCUGUUCUCUAUUUAGAAGGCAGGCAACAUCCCAUUCAGAUCUUUUACACCAAACAGCCUCAGAGCGAUUACCUCCAAGCAGCACUGGUGUCAGUCUUCCAAAUCCACCAGGAAGCACCCCCUUCUCAGGACAUCCUGGUGUUUCUGACUGGUCAGGAAGAAAUUGAAGCAAUGACCAAGACCUGUCGAGACAUUGCCAAGCAUCUCCCUGACGGCUGCCCGCAGAUGAUGGUGAUGCCUCUUUAUGCUUCUCUGCCCUACUCGCAACAACUCCGUGUCUUUCAGGCUGCCCCCAAGGGCUGUCGCAAAGUGAUCCUCUCCACCAACAUAGCAGAGACCUCCAUCACCAUUGCGGGAAUAAAAUACGUUGUGGACACAGGCAUGGUCAAAGCAAAGAAGUAUAGCCCUGAAACUGGCCUGGAAGUGCUGGCCGUCCAGCGGGUGUCGAAGGCUCAGGCAUGGCAACGCACAGGGAGAGCAGGGCGAGAGGACAGCGGGAUCUGUUACCGGCUCUACACAGAGGAUGAGUUUGAGAAGUUUGACAAAAUGACAAUACCUGAGAUACAGAGGUGUAACCUGGCCAGCGUGGUGCUUCAGCUCCUGGCCAUGAGAAUUCCCAAUGUGCUCACCUUUGACUUCAUGUCCAAACCAUCUCCUGAUGCUAUUCAAGCAGCGAUCGAGCAGCUGGACCUGCUGGGAGCUGUGGAACGAAAGGAAGAUCAGCUUGUCCUAACCCCCCUGGGAAGGAAGAUGGCAGCCUUUCCUCUGGAACCAAAGUUCUCUAAAACCAUCCUCCUGUCCCCCAAGUUCCAUUGUACAGAAGAGAUCCUCACCAUCGUGUCGUUGUUGUCAGUGGACAGUGUCCUCUACAAUCCUCCUGCCCAGCGGGAUGAAGUGCAAUCCGUCAGGAAGAAAUUCAUCUCCAAUGAGGGAGAUCAUCUUACCCUGCUCAGCAUGUACAGAGCCUUCAAAAAUGUCAGUGGCAACAAGGAAUGGUGCAAAGAGAACUUUGUCAACAGCAGGAACAUGAUGCUUGUGUCAGACGUCAGAGCUCAGCUCAGGGACAUCUGUGUAAAGCUAUCGAUGCCGAUCGAGUCCUCCCGCUCCGACACCGGAAACAUCCGCCGCUGCCUGGCUCACAGCCUCUUCAUGAACGCCGCGGAGCUGCAGCCAGAUGGCACCUACAGCACCGUGGACUCGCACCAGCUGGUGGCCAUCCACCCCUCCUCCGUGCUCUUCCACUGCAAGCCAGCCUGCGUGGUUUACAACGGGCUGCUUCACACCAACAAGUGCUACAUGCGGGACCUGUGCGUGGUGGAUGCGGACUGGCUGUUUGAUGCAGCCCCUGACUAUUUCCGCAGGAAGCUCCGAACGGCCAAGAACUGACCCGUGGGUCUGGGACCAACGGGUCCAGGGUUUUUAGGCUCACCCUAAAAGACUAUUUUUUCUUCCUUAAUGAAUGAAAGCAGUAGAGCUUUGCCAUCCUGGAGAUGUCGAAUGUCAUCCUCUAUGCUGGCUGGUCCAUCAGUUAUGUUGAAACAAACACAUGCCUUCAAAACCAAAGCAGCGUUUAUAUUGUCAAAGGAGGAAAUAGUCCCCCGUCAAUCAAUUUUGUGAUGUUCAUUGGCAUACAGCUGUUACCUACUCAGAAAAACAUUAAUAUCAAAAUCACUUGUAUCCUUAGCAGGUUUUAUUGGGAAAGAGGAAAAAGAAAAAAGUUUUAAAUGUCUACAUACAGGGGCAAAAAUGCCUUUUUAAAACUUAUUUUUAGAAGGGAGGUGCUACUGUCUUUUACCUCAAUGAACAUCUUUCUGCCUGCAUGUCAAGUUCACUGUCUUAUUUGGGACUGUACAAAGGCCAGUGAGGGGAAUGCCUGCUUGGACAAGGUCUUUGCUGCUUGUGUCUAAGCCUGUGGGGCUGGCAGUGCUUUCCUGGAGAGGUUAUUCAGCUGCCUGCAUGUUUGAGGAAACGGUCCACCACCAAUCAGUUUUGUGAUGUUACUUGGUGUUAUUUUUUCUGAGUAGGUAAUGGCUGUACAGUGAGAAGAAACAUUAGUAUCAAAAUCGUUUGGCAUAGUGUAAUUCUGUAACACAGCUACCUGGGUUAGCACGCCAAUAAAACACUGUGUCCAGAA